This is a messenger RNA of Cetraspora pellucida, 340 nucleotides long. The record is from the annotation of a GenBank genome assembly. Lineage: Eukaryota; Fungi; Glomeromycota; Glomeromycetes; Diversisporales; Gigasporaceae.
AUGGUUUUAGAAAUAGGUGAAGAGUGUGCUAUUGAACUAUUUCUUUAUGGACAUUCGAUUUGGAAGAAUAUCUGGAUAGCGUCCUUAAAGAGGCCGGAAAUGAGACAUUAUGUUAAAAAGCCAGAUGAGCUAUUCCGAUUAUAUUGUGAAAAGAUUCUUGUCGAUUUUUAUCAUCUUGUAGAUAUUCAUCCUAAAAUAGACCGAAAAAUCCGAGAAAAUAAAUUUCCAUUCACAUUCUUCAAAAUAACGAAAUCUGAAAUUAAUUCUGGAAUAGCAACAGUUGGUGCUAAAGCAAUUCGGAAUUCAGAUGGGUUGGAAAUAUGGCAUAUGGAGGUUGCAG